UGUAGCAAUGGAGAAUGUGUCCGUUUAUCAUGGGAGGAUUAGUCGUGAGAUUGGCGAAAAGCUCUUGAGUGAAGCUGGAAAAGAUGGGAGUUAUCUGCUUCGUGACAGUGAGACAGUGCCUGGAGUGUAUUGUCUAUGUGUACUGCAUAAGGAUGUAGUUUACACCUACAGAGUCUCUCAAACAAUAACUGGCUCCUGGUCAGCGGAGGCUGCACCAGGAGUUCCUAAAAGAAUGUUCAGAAAGGUUCAGAAUCUAAUCUCUGCUUACCAGAAGCCAGGCCAAGGAAUUGCAACUCAUCUGCAACAUCCUGUUGAAAGAAAAACGCCGAAGAUGAAAGUCGACAUGCUUAACACUUUGAAGAACCAAACUUUGUUUAACUGUGACACAAAAGUUAAACCUGAGCUUAUUCAAAGUUGUAACAGGAAGGGUGGGGAUAUUGAUGCAAUCGAGAUGUCAUGA
This is a messenger RNA of Nanorana parkeri, 460 nucleotides long. It is a transcript of the gene SH2D1A, whose product is annotated as SH2 domain containing 1A. The record is from RefSeq and is a predicted model, not a curated record. The transcript has 4 exons. Bases 8 to 460 code for a protein of 150 amino acids. NCBI's taxonomy places the organism in Eukaryota, Metazoa, Chordata, Amphibia, Anura, Dicroglossidae.